ACGGGAUGUCAACAAAUAUGGCCGACAGAGAGAAGCGCCGGUCCGCCGUGCCCGGGGAGUCUCCCCCCGCGGUGGUUGCCGAGCCGGGCCCCAAAGCCUCCGGGCCGGACGCCGACCGAGAAUUCCUGUCGCAGGCCGGCGUGGGCGAGCUGCUUCGCGGCGCCGUGUUGAAGAUGGUGGAGGCCCGGCCGGACGACCCCGUCGGCUUCCUGGCCGACCACUUCGGCAGCUUGGCCGCCGCCGUGGUGGAGAGCGGCGACGAAGCUCUCAAGGAGCCGCGUCUGAACGACGGCCCGCCGGAGGAAGGAGGAGGCGGCGCCCAGGCUCAGCAGCGACUCAACCGAGCGCUGUGGCACCUGCGCCUGGCCCACCACUCGCAGAGAUCAGCAUUUGGCAACAAUGUCCGUGUGGCUUACGACCUCCUGAGCCUGGCGGGAACCUUCCGGCAUGCGGGCGAGGGCAGCCCCGCGGGAGCAACGGGAGGUGGCGUGAGUGGUGGCCUUUACACUCAGACCUUGCGGUGUUUGUGCGGCGAGGGUGGCGUCCCGGCCUCCACUUCCGCCCCGCUACUGGGCCGCCUCCACUGCCACGACCACGAGGCUGUCCCGUACGGCGUCUUCCGCCACGGCGUGCUGACCUGCGCCGUUUUCUCCGACUACAUCCGCCAGGCGCAGCGGCUCUACGCCCAGGUGUGCCGCCCGGACGAGGGGCCGGCUUUGCGGGCCCCGUGCCUGGCCGUGCUGGGCGCCCUGAGGGAGGCUCUGGAGACGUCGCGCGACGCCGACUCCUCCGGCGUCCAGGUGCUGCGUCGCCUAGAGGCCAGCGCCAAAAUGUCGCCGCACCAGGUGGCAUGCGCCAUGACUGAAGCGCAGGCGCGAGGCCCGGCUGGCCACAUGGACGCCAAAGAAUUUGAGAACGCCGCCGCGAAACUCUUUAUCGCUUGUGUGAAAGUCGUCUCGUAGCUUGCUUUUCUCCGUGACGUCACACAUAUUUCCGGGUGGCUUGGGACAUCACCGAUGGCACCAUUAGUAAACAAACUCUUCUGUGUCCUUUGACCAAAGCAGGGCCAUUGAGCUAGCGAUAAAUGAUUAUUGUAGCCUUCCUCUCUACUGCUAGUUGUUUGAAUGUGUGAAGUGUCAGUCGAAAAUAAGGUGUGAGCCACUUAGAACUAAAGUGGGGUAGCUCCAUUUUUGUCAUUUUGCUGGAGAGGAAUUUUCUGGCGAUGAUAAAAUCUGCCUCCCCUCAAGUAAGAGUCUGGGUGUCAUCCUUGACAACAGUCUUUUCAAACUAGCGUAAACAUCACCCUUUCCGCUUACUUUCACUGACAAAACAUCAGGCUUCUCUGUCCAUUUCUCACCCCCAUACACAUACAAGAUUUUAGCCCUGUUAUUUAGGGAUAGAUCUGAGAUUAUAUUAGAUUAUAAUCCGACAGAUGAUAAAAGGUCAAUUUAAAACUGGGUAAACUUCAAGGAAAUUUGUAUUUAAAGUUUCUGUUAACUUUAUGAGAGUUGCUGCUGACCCUGAGAAGUCCCUCCACUUGUUGUUUUUGUUUGAAUUUAAAACAAACAUAAGAUUAACAUUUCAGUUACUUAGAAAUUUUGGAAAAAAAAUUGUUUUAACUUUAUAAAACAUGCUGUUGAGCCUGGGAGCUCCCUGCACUUUGUGUUUGAAUUUCAAAACAAAGAUGUACAUUGUCACAGUUACACACAAAAUAAUAAUAAUUUAAAUAUAUAUAUAUAUAUAUAUAUAUAUAUAUAAUAAAAGUUGUUUAAUCGACAUGGACUUAAAGCCAUUUAAAUGAAGUGUUGGAGCUAGUAUUAAAAAUGUUGAUGCCAAUAUUUUCCCUUUUACUGCAAAUGAAUAUCGGCUCCAAAUAUCUGUAUCAGCCCCCUUGACUACUACUAGUAAUCUGUAUCGGCCCUGUAAAACCAUAUUGGUCAAUCUCUACCCUUAUUGGCCUGUUAUUGUGGCCAAUUUUCCAGGCCUGGCAUAUUUUGUUGGGAGUGACAAAACCCUUUGUAGUGUGUCAUACAAGUACAUCUCAAUAAAUUAGAAUUAUUCUAAUUUACUGAGAUGACAUACCGAAAUAAAUUGUGCAACAGAAGCCUGCA
Molecule: messenger RNA, 2111 nt
Organism: Phyllopteryx taeniolatus (common seadragon)
Lineage: Eukaryota; Metazoa; Chordata; Actinopteri; Syngnathiformes; Syngnathidae
Gene: tpgs1
Product: tubulin polyglutamylase complex subunit 1
Exons: 2
Coding region: 6-962 (318 amino acids)
Biological process (GO): protein polyglutamylation
Molecular function (GO): microtubule binding
Source: RefSeq, a predicted model, not a curated record